CUCGUACUUCCUUAUCCUACCACUCACCCGGCCAUGCCCUUGCGGAUCACUUCUGCCCCUGUCGCUGGAAUCAAAAAGAACAGAAAGUCCAACUCUGUCAAGCCGCGCGUCUCUCCAUUCGCCGCACAUCCUCGCCGCAAAGCCACGGCCUCGUCGACAGAUGCUCCCAAUCCCGACUUCACAGAUGAUUACGAUCAAGGCUUGUUACCCGACUUGGGGCUGUCGCGGUACAUCUCAGAGACUGCCCCGGCGACCGAUGUGAUGCAGGCGAUUCACCACAUUCGAACCACUAUGUUCGAGGAUCUUCCUCAGCGGGCAGGGAUGAGUAGCGCCCGCAUUGCUGAAGUGCUGAAUCUCCGCCGGUCGAUCCCCCCGCUUGCCUCUGUGGCCCACGUACAUACACUACUCGAUGCGCCGACCAAAGUCGAAAAAGAAAUCAUGGAGUCGGUUUCUACGGGCCGCGUACGACGCUUGAUCGUGCCAGGAAGAGGCAAUGAUGCUGCGGGCCUGGGCGACUGUCUGGUUCUCGCUGACGAGUGGGAUCAGCUGGUGCAAGACAGCCUUACGUUGGAGGAAUCAUUAAAAGAGAAAUUCCGACGAGUCCUAAGUCGCAUCGGAAAUAACACUGCCGUUCCCGGUGGCGCCUUCACGGUACCUGAAAUUAUGGCCUUGAUUCGCGCCGGGUUUCUUGUUUCCUCUUCGUCCUUGGCCCAGGGCGCCUCGGGUGUCACAUCACUUCCUGCACUGCCGGCCAGCUCAGCUGUAGCUGCUGCUGCGAGCCGAAAAAGUCAGCUUGAUGCGGCGAGCGACAACGCCGAGACUGAGCAUAACACGUUCUUUCGAACCGCAACCCUCUUUCUUUCCUUGCCGAAUACAGGACCAUAUCUUCGUCUCCUGGGCGCCAGUCGGUCCCACCUUCUUUCGCUCUUGAAUCGGUCGGGUGCGCGGGAGAUGCCAUUGUACCUUCUUCGGGACCGAUGGGACGGAGCCGUCGAGAAUGGUCAGAGCUUUAGCAUUGCUAAGAGAAUAAGGGGAGAGUUUGCGGGUAUUCUGCCCGGUCGCACAAAAAAAUGGAAGCAAUUGUACGGGAUGAGCUUCCGUUGGGCCCUUGAGGAAGCCCUUGGAGCCGGGCUUAUUGAGCUUUUCGAUACGGGCAGUGUUGGCCCGGGAGUGCGCCGUCUUUAAUGGAGGGCCGAUGACAUUGACAUAUUUGAUACCCUUUGAUGUUUAUAUAGUGUACUACGACUAGAUGAGAUGUCUCCUUAGCAUGAAGCCAUGAUAAUAUAAU
Molecule: messenger RNA, 1288 nt
Organism: Aspergillus japonicus CBS 114.51
Lineage: Eukaryota; Fungi; Ascomycota; Eurotiomycetes; Eurotiales; Aspergillaceae
Product: Stk19 family serine/threonine-protein kinase
Exons: 2
Coding region: 34-1185 (383 amino acids)
Biological process (GO): protein phosphorylation; positive regulation of Ras protein signal transduction
Molecular function (GO): protein serine/threonine kinase activity
Source: RefSeq, a predicted model, not a curated record